Messenger RNA from Dentiscutata erythropus, 193 nucleotides. Lineage: Eukaryota; Fungi; Glomeromycota; Glomeromycetes; Diversisporales; Gigasporaceae. The record is from the annotation of a GenBank genome assembly.
AAGUAUGGCAGAUGGUACUUCAUUGAUAGGCUUGGAAGAAUCAGUUUUUUUAGGAGAUGUAUCCAGCACUUCACUUAUAGGCUCAAUAGAUUCAGGUGACUUACUAGCUUUAGGCUUUUUAUUUACUGUCUCAGGUGGUUCAGAAGUCAAAGAAGUCCCAGAUGUUGAAGCGACUGGAGCUUUGGCUUGUUGA